Messenger RNA from Penaeus chinensis, 2219 nucleotides. RefSeq names its product BRO1 domain-containing protein BROX-like. Bases 32 to 1294 code for a protein of 420 amino acids. The record is from RefSeq and is a predicted model, not a curated record. The transcript is spliced from 9 exons. Lineage: Eukaryota; Metazoa; Arthropoda; Malacostraca; Decapoda; Penaeidae.
CGAAGCGACAAUCCUUCAGAAGUAAACAAACAUGGCUCACUGGUUUCACAGGAAUCCCCUCAAAGCCACUGCUCAGGUGAAAUUUGACCUGAAAAUGGUCGCGUCUGACAGCCAGGCUCUGAAAUUAUGUAGUGACCUGCGUCAGGCAAGAGCUCGGCUCCUUGAACUCUUCCCUGAUGCCAACCAUGAAAUUGACGUGGUGGAGCCAGCACUGACGCUGUACCUUGCCCUGCUACGAGGUCUCAUUGAAGCACCAGAGGGCUCGGACUGGAGCAAGCUGAGGCAUUCUGUGCGCUUCCGUUGGACUCACUCCAUGCUGGGCAGCACUCCUGAGGCUCACUUUGAUGCAAUAUAUGAGCUUGUAUCAGUCCUUCAGAAUGCAGCAUUUUGGUACAUGAAGCAUGCAAGCAAGGUGGCAGCACAGGAAGAAGUGAGCAUGGACGAAGCCAAGAUUGUCCACCGUAGCCUUCGUCGUGGGGCAGGACUGCUGAAGUACGCCCAAGAGGAGUGGGUGAACAAGCUUCUUGAGGCCCCCAAGCCAGGGAGUGAUGGGGACCCCAGAGUGCACACAGCAUAUCUCAACCAGGCUACAGCAGAAGCCCAAGAGGUGACAAUAGCUCGAGCUGUGGAGUUGAAGCACAAUCCUGGACUGAUUUCUGCACUUUCAAAUGAAACUUCCAAAAUGUUUACAACGGCUGCUGACUCCAUCACAUCACUGGAUGAGAAGACAUUUGACCAUUGGACAAAAUAUUUACGAUUAAAAGCAGCUUUCUAUGCAGCAUAUGCUUACAAUUAUGCUGGAGAAAACAUGCUGAACCAGGACAAAUGCGGAGAUGCCAUCCGCUCACUGCAAGAAUCCAAAAAGAAUUAUGAACUGGCUGCAGAAAUGUGCAAGGAAUACGGCCAAACCAAAGGGCCAGGUACGCAGGCAAAGCCAGAGAAACAUCAGUUCUUCCGCCGUAUUGCCCCCAUCAUUGCAAGGACCUUGGAGAAAUGCGAGAGAGAGAACGGGAUGAUCUAUCACCAAAAGGUCCCGUACGACCCCCCCCAGCUAGAACUCAGAGCCACAUAUGGCUUAGUCUCGCCUGAUGACUACACCCUCCCCCCUGCAGCUCCUCUGUGGUCACCAGUCACCUAUGCGGCCUUUGAUCUUACUAAGAACCUCGCAGAAGACCCUGGUGCUAACUCGAAGUCUGCCCAGAAAGCAGAAGGGGAUCUCCCGCCUGUCAAAGAAGCUGACAUCCACCAGUCAUCGAAGGAUCACAAAAACAACAGUGGAUGCUCUCUGAUGUAGCCUCUCUGUGAGUGGACAGCUGUCAUGAGUGAUUGUAGAUCAUGGCUCAUGGUUGUGUAGUUUUUUUUUUUCCUUUCUAUUUGGGGGGAGGGCGGUUAGGAUUUAGAAAUGUUCCAUCAUUGGAAAUGACGGUAAUUUUCUACUUGUCUUUGGGAGGUGAAUUAAUGUUUACUUAAGCUUAUUUCUAGGUAUUUUGUGGCAAGAUUAUUUUUACUUGUCAUAGUCAAAGUUAGAGAAAAAUUAUGUGUGUAUUUCAGAUGUGAUUAUUGUAUACACUGAUAAAAAAAAAAAAAAGUUAUUUGCUGCCCUCCAGUUGUAAGGCAUUUAUUGUGUUUAUUUGUUGUAUUAAAAGAAUUGAUUCUGAAGAGCAUUCAGUGAAUCAGUGAAGAACUCACAUAUUGUAGCAGCAUGACUCUGCAACCUGAAGUUCAGCAUACUUGCCAGGUUGGGUCCCACCAAGUCCACAGACGUGUCAUCACUUAUUGGACAGCAAGCUCCCCUUGUUUCCUGCACUCUUACACAGUGCAAGUGUGAUUAAGCUGCAGAAUCUGGAACUGAGAUCAUCAUUCCCCGAUCCUCCAGAUGACCACAGCAAUAGCAGCAGCAGCACAAGGGCUGUCCAGUCCUUAACCGAUUAGGGAGCUCCCAUUGAUCUGCAACUUCACCUUCACCACCCAGCCAUGGCCAUGGGCACUUGGGGCCAUGACAAACGUUCCAUAAAGAUAUGUAGACCAGUCCAAGUAGUAGAUGCCAUCCAUCUACUACAACAUGCACUUGCAAAUGUAUUGUGUAGAAUAAUCACAUUUUCAAUAUGUACAUCCAAUUUGAUUUUCUAGAAAAUUAAUUUCAAUGUCUAUUACUGAGUUAUAGAACCAGAGAGAAACAGAUUGUCACAAGCUAAAAGAAAUAAAAUUGCUAAAGGUUG